This is a messenger RNA of Peromyscus leucopus (white-footed mouse), 2618 nucleotides long. It is a transcript of the gene Lrrc14b, whose product is annotated as leucine rich repeat containing 14B. Bases 330 to 1862 code for a protein of 510 amino acids. The record is from RefSeq and is a predicted model, not a curated record. NCBI's taxonomy places the organism in Eukaryota, Metazoa, Chordata, Mammalia, Rodentia, Cricetidae. Gene Ontology annotation, cellular component: cytoplasm. The transcript has 2 exons.
UUUGACUGGGAUGGGCAGAGUAUCCAUCUGUAUUGUAAGCCUUAGGCUAUUUGCACAAGUACCUUGAGCUCAGCCUCUUAUUGGCCCCACAUUGGGCAACAAAGUCCAGCAGCUCUCAUUUCACCAGCAGCAUGCCAAGAAACAGACAGAUACCUCCACAAUCAUGGCCAAACUAGUAUCCAAGGACCAAAAUAGCAGUCAGAUGACCACAAGGGCCAGUUUACCACUUUCUGUCCAGAGCCCAGAAGCAGCAGCAGCUAAAAAUAGGCACAAAACCCACAGGCUUUGGGAGGAACAGCAGGGACAGCAUCAUCCUGACCAGGGACACAAUGAGGUCGCUCCGUUUUAUUUCUGCUGAAGCCUUGGUAUCCCACCCCAAGCUGACCGAGGAGAGCCUGGACCACAUAGCCUACAACCUCUACCCACUCCUAUUCAAGGCCAGUUACCUGCUAGAGCAGGCAGAAGUAACCCGUGCUGUGCUGAGUCACUGGCCCCUAGAGGAGUUCCGGCUGGCUGUGCUGCUGGGGCCAAACACUGACCACCCUGAAGACCUGCGUGAUCGUGCCUGCAAGGCCUGCCUGGAGGCCUGUAUGCAGGGCCUCGCUGACCAUGUGCUGCAAAGUGGGAGCGACCGACUUCGGGUAGCUGAUUUCACAGGCAUUCAGGAUAUACAGGUGCAGCAAUGUCCUUGUGGGAGGGCACUAGGAAGGUGGGGCCGUACUAAGGUGCUGGCCAGGACCUGCUGCCAGCUCCAAGGACAGUCCUGUACAGCGAGGCAUCCCAUUGAAGUCUUUGCUGACCUCUUUGUCACAGAAGGUAACUUUGACAUGGUGGUGCAGGCCCUGAAGCCAGCAGGCCCAGCCCCUCUGCGGGUCUGCUGCCUUUCACUCCGGGCAGAUAGCCUGAGCCCUGGGCAGCUCCUACAAGUGCUUGGCCUAGCUGGGCCAAGCAAGCUAAGAAAGUUGGAGGUAGUACACAAUGUACGGUUGCAUGCUGGCCAUGUGCAGCAGCUACUGGCCCAGGUGGGCUUCCCUCAACUGACCUCACUCACCUUACCCACCAAGGCCUUCGAUGCACCCCCCACCUAUGCCCUAACUCCAGAGGGUGAUGAUCCCCUCCUCACCUCUAUUGCCUGGGAGCUCAGCCGGAUGAACCAGCUCACUGAGCUGAGUGUAGCUUUCUCUACACUGACUGGGAAGAUCCAAACAUUGCUUAGUCCCUUGAAGACCCCACUAAGAGUGCUGGACCUAGCCAACUGUGCCCUUAAUCAUGAAGACAUAUCCUUCUUAGCAGAUUGUAAGCACACUGCCCACUUGGAGGUGCUGGACCUUAGUGGACACAACCUGGUACAUCUGUACCCUUCUACCUUCUUCAGGCUGCUGAGCCAGGCUGCCCAAACACUGAGAGUACUCACCCUAGAGGAGUGCAACAUCACAGACAACCAUGUUGGCAUGAUGAUUCUGGGCCUCAGCCCUUGCAACCAGCUCCAGGAGUUCAAGUUCCUUGGAAACCCACUGUCAGCCAGUGCUCUCCAGCGCCUUUUUGCUGCACUCUGUGAACUCCCUAGGCUGCGUCACAUUGAGUUCCCAGUGCCAAAGGACUGCUACCCUGAGGGUGCUACCUACCCCCAGGAUGAGCUGUCAGUGUCCAAAUUUGACCAACAGAAAUAUGACAUGAUUGCAGAGGACCUGCGAGCAGUACUGCUUCGAGCUAACCGGGAGGACAUCCAGGCCUCCACCCCUCUUUUUGGAAGUUUUGACCCAGACAUUCAUGAAACCAGCAAUGAACUUGGUACUUUUUUGCUGCAAGCUUUCAAAACUGCUUUGGAAAACUUUUCCAGAGCACUAGAACAAAUGGAGUAGGUGCUAGAACCAUGGUAUAAGAGGCUGUGCAUUUCAAGUAGCAUGGUGCCCUGAGGUUAGUCCUGGAUCAGAUCAGGAUCCGCACCAGCAACAUCACUGCCACAGAAUUCCUUAGUGAAAACUACAGGCAUACUAAUCACAUGCUCUAAGAGGAGCCCAGAUAUAUAAAUGGGUGUGUGUCAGCAUGGCAGGAUCCAAACCGCCUAGAGUGAAGGACCUACCACCAAGGUAGAAGGUGGAGGAGAAUGUGGACACCAGGGAAGGAUGUAGUGGAAGUAGGGUCAACUUGGCUCUGAUGCAGUGAGGGGGUGGAAAUGAGAAAACUCAUGACAGAAAAUGUAUAGAAGCAGCAGCCCAUAAAAAAAUAACCAAAGAAAGACACUGAAAAUAAAUGAACCUAACCUCUGAGUCUAGCAGAAACUUAGCUAUGUUCUAUCUGCUGUACUGUUUACCAUAUGACAUCUGCCUACAUAGAAAGGUGGGGGAUGGGGAUGGAGAUCAAUUUUCUGUCCGUAGCUAUCUUUGUUUCCAAUCUUGGCAGGGUUGCACCAUCUUUUGGUGAAUGAGAACAUUUAGCUGCUGAAAUAUGCCCAGUAUUUCUUGGAAUAUUCGACCCUGUUUUCUGCUCUGUGUCCAACCUGAACAGUAUAUGCAGCCACAAGUGUCAGAGGAUAACUAUGAACAAAAUUAUAAACUUACUUAAGACACGGAUUAUUUUUAUGAAAAAAAUUUUUUUUUUUUGGUUUUUCGAGACAA